CAUUCCCACCUUUGAGUCUCAGUAAUCCAGGAUAAGAUAAUUACUGAUAGUCUAUUCACUCUACUGUAGAAUAUAAUGGGGAAUCGAUCCAGCCUACUUUUGCGUGAGGAGGAAAUCGCACAAAUUCAGGAUGCAACUGGAUUUACACCAAAUCAAAUAGAACGACUGUACAGCAGAUUCACAAGCUUGGAUCGCGGGGACUGUGGGACCUUGAGUCGUGAGGACUUCCUCAGAAUCCCUGAAUUGGCCAUUAAUCCACUUGGUGACAGAAUUGUGAACGCAUUCUUCGAGGAGGGCGGCAGUGACAGAGUCAACUUUCUCCAAUUCAUGCAAGUCUUGGCCCAUUUUAGGCCUAUUAAAAAGAACAGUCCAAACCGUCUCAACUCUCGACAAGAAAAAUUGAAAUUUGCCUUCAGAAUGUACGAUUUGGAUAACGAUGAUUUAAUUUCAAAGGAAGAAUUACUGGCAAUCUUGCAUAUGAUGGUGGGCGCUAAUAUAAGCGAGGAACAGCUGACUAGCAUCGCAGAGCGGACUAUAGUUGAGGCUGAUGAAAACGGUGAUGGAAUGAUUUCGUUUGAGGAAUUUGUAAAAGCAUUGGAAAGGACGGAUGUUGAACAAAAAAUGUCUAUCAGAUUUCUUAGCUAAAAAUUGAACCUACUAAUCAAGCACAGAGUAUUUUAUAUUAAUAUCUGAAUAUAGUCAUUAUUCUGUUUA
Molecule: messenger RNA, 714 nt
Organism: Diprion similis
Lineage: Eukaryota; Metazoa; Arthropoda; Insecta; Hymenoptera; Diprionidae
Gene: elm
Product: calcineurin B homologous protein 1
Exons: 4
Coding region: 76-645 (189 amino acids)
Molecular function (GO): calcium ion binding
Source: RefSeq, a predicted model, not a curated record